AUGAGUCAACUGUUUAGUGACAGUGGUUUUAAUCAAAGGAUGACAGAAGAAUCAAGAAAAAAACUUGAUCCACUGAAGACACUUGAACUGCUUAUAGGGAAAAUCAAUAAGAUGUCUGAAAUUUGGGAAGAUUUCACAAGGAAAAGUCUAGAUGAAGAAAAAGUUCAUAAUUUUACCUUUCAAGAAAAACUGAAAACUCUAGAAGAAAUAUUUGAUCUUAUACAAGGUCAAAACGCUUCUAUAUUAAUCGAUGUCGAUUUAUUAAGCAGAAAUCUGUUAAAAAGUGAUAUUGAGUCUAAUAACAUAUUUGAACACAAUGAUGAGUAUAUCCCUUCAAAGGUAACUUCAGAGAGCAGACCUACCAGCCAUCCAUACCUAACCUUUGAUAUUGAUGAAAACAAUAAUCUUGAAUCCGACAUUUCAAAUAUGGAACUUCUCGAAUUUCCUACAAAAGGUUUUGAAGAUUUAAAUUUCCCAGUAUCUUCACCGCUUGAAAAUCAUAACAUUAAUGUAGUUUCAGGACCAUCAUUAAACUGCACUGAUGAAGAGGAGGAUAGAGAUAAGUUCCUUAACAAAAAAAUUCAACUUGCUAUGGCUGUUAAACCAAAUUCAAUUACAGAGUUAUUCUAUGAGUACGAGAAUGUCCUAACACCUAAAGUUAAGGAUAUUCAAAAAAAAUACGGUAAAAAGUGCUUAAAACAAAUUACAAACAUUAGAACUUUACAAAGGAGAAAAGCAUUAGUCUCAGAGAUUAAGAAAUUUGCUAAACAAAACCGCAAAUCUAUAAAAGAGACAUUGGAAGUCGCUGAAUAUAUUAGAUUGAAAAACAACAGAAGCGUUCCUUGGUUGUAUAACAAUAUCUCUCAUUUACUAGAUGAAUUGAAAAAUGAUUAUCUAUAA
This is a messenger RNA of Naumovozyma dairenensis CBS 421, 900 nucleotides long. RefSeq names its product transcription activator GCR1-like domain-containing protein. Bases 1 to 900 code for a protein of 299 amino acids. NCBI's taxonomy places the organism in Eukaryota, Fungi, Ascomycota, Saccharomycetes, Saccharomycetales, Saccharomycetaceae. The record is from RefSeq and is a predicted model, not a curated record. The transcript has a single exon.